Messenger RNA from Hibiscus syriacus, 603 nucleotides. Its product is annotated as heat shock factor-binding protein-like. The record is from RefSeq and is a predicted model, not a curated record. Lineage: Eukaryota; Viridiplantae; Streptophyta; Magnoliopsida; Malvales; Malvaceae. The transcript is spliced from 5 exons. Gene Ontology annotation, molecular function: transcription corepressor activity. Bases 92 to 352 code for a protein of 86 amino acids. Gene Ontology annotation, cellular component: cytosol; nucleus. Gene Ontology annotation, biological process: cellular heat acclimation.
UUGUCACUCUGGUUAUCUCCCUGUCGUGAACGUCGUCAUUUCUCUUUUAUCUUCUCCGCUCGUAACCAGCGACAGAUUCUAAUAAUCGAGAAUGGAUGGGAAUGAUUCUGUAGAUCCAAAACAGGACACUUCUGAUAUGGCAUUUUUUGUUCAGAAUCUACUUCAACAGAUGCAAUCGAGAUUCCAAACAAUGUCGGACUCCAUCUUAGCGAAGAUUGAUGAGAUGGGCAGCAGGAUAGAUGAGUUGGAGAAAAGCGUUACUGAACUCAGAACAGAGUUGGGUGGAGAGAGCUCUCCUCAUUCGGUUCCUCUUGCGGCUAAAGACAAUUCCGAGUCGCCGAGUGGGUCAUAACUGUGUUCUGUGAUAACUUGAAGGAAUUCGGCAUCUAAAUCCAUGGUAUUUCUAGACUCUAUUUCAUUUGGUAGUUAGUACCUGGUUUUUCUCAUGGAAAACCUGAAUUAUGCUGGUAUUUUUAGUCUAUACAUGUUAUAAAACUAAAUCAUUGAGACGAGAGUUUAAGUAUCACAUGUAUAUGUUCAUUUUUUUCCCAGUCGUCUGUGUUUUGAGAGUCUUAUCACACUCUCGUCCGGUUAUUCACAGGG